Molecule: messenger RNA, 1959 nt
Organism: Naegleria fowleri
Lineage: Eukaryota; Heterolobosea; Eutetramitea; Acrasida; Naegleriidae
Exons: 1
Coding region: 1-1959 (652 amino acids)
Source: RefSeq, a predicted model, not a curated record
AUGAUUAAUCCCAAAACAACAAUAAUAUCGGAAACAAAUGAUGAAAGUCGGACGAAUGAUAGUAAUAAUAAUAAUAACAAUCAACGUCCAUCUGCAACAGCUAUCACUCCAGAGAGUGCUUUUCUUGUAGCUACAAAUUUAGGUCUGCUAGCUUAUAACUAUAACAAAGGCUUUGCACAAAAUAUAAAUAAUAUGUGGACAGGACUCACUAGUUUUAUUUCUAAUCGAGGUUCAGACACGAUCAAACAAAUAGCAUCUGGUGCUGAACCUUCCGCCACUGAAGUCUUUAUUACUAACAAGGAAAACUUAGUCGCCAAAGCUGAAGCCGUUAAAUAUUUAUUGGAAAAGAGAAUGGGAUUAUUCUUUUCAUGGAAAAAUAUUUGUACGGUCACAAAGUGGGCUCUCGUUGUUGCAUCAUCUGCUCAAACAGUCAAGUUAUUAUAUGAGUUGUGGAUUUAUGAAGAUAUUUUCCAUCAUUCAGCUGAACAAUUAGCAGGUUUCAAGAGAGAUCAAACAGAAAUCCACAAGAAAUUGGAUGAAAUGAUUUCCAUUCUUGAACAUAUGUCAAACCUUAUCAUCACCCAGGAACGAUUUACUCAAACCACCUCAAACUCUCAAUCACUCGUGUUACUUGUUGAGAAAUCUCUUUUAAACGACAGCUUUGAUAAGAAUUUCCUAUCUCUCACCAAAAAAUUCAAGAAAUUGCAAGAAUCUGUCCAAACAGAAAUUGAAAAACUCAACGAUCAAAUGAAUUCUCUCAAAAGCCAGAUACAAAAAGACUCUGACUUCUUUAGUGGCAGUGUUGAAAGAUCAAAGACCAACAUGUUUGUUGGCGCUUCAUGCUUUGCAUUGAGCACAAUCUCUACUCUUAUAUUUCCUCCAUUGGCUCCUGUUGUGUUUGCUGGACAUGCAGGUGGUAUUAUUAGUGGUGCAGUUGCUGGAAUUAACUAUGCUCUGUAUUACUACUCUAACUCAAAGAAAGAAAAGGCUGAAUACAGGCUCAAAGAGGUCAUUAAAUUGCAGCAUCAAAUUUCCCACAUUAGAAAUCAAUCAAUGGAGCAUCUCAAUCUCUAUGAAGAACAAAAAGCAAAACUUGUUGAGCAUUUGAAAAAACUUCGAGAGCAGGAAAGAACUAAGAGAUCGAAAAUGGAAGCUAUUUCUCCUGCAAUUACUGACGGAGGGCAAACCGUGGAUACAAUGCCAGAUGAACCUAUCAUCAAUCAACUUUUACUACAAUUAAUUGAAUUUUAUAAUAUCAACAACUUACUGUUUUGGUACAGAGUCAUGAGUGGUAUCAUGUUUAGUUUGUGGUUGACUUCUCUUCUCAAAGAUGGUUUUUCUAUCACUCACAAGACCUUAAUUACCCUCAUACUUUACUGUAGUAUUAUGUUUACACUCAAUAUGGCUUAUGACUUGACAGAGAAGCAACAAAUUACAUUUGACAUUCAUGUAAAUGCGUCUUCUCAUUUAGCAAAAGUGACAAAAACUGCCUAUGAAGAACGAUACAAGCAUGAAUGCAUUUGGUACGAACUUCCUGUUAGCAAGCAAUUUGAGUUAGAAAUCAAAUCUUUGUUCCUUAGACUAAUUCCUGGUUAUGGCGAUCAAGCAAGUCAACUACUUGCCCGAAAUGCUACCGGCCACUUGAUUCACAAUUCUAGAUGCCUGCAUUACAUUCAAGUUCUAGAGAGCCAAGACGAGAAAGUUGUGUCACAUCUCAUUCAGACCAGCUCCCAUUCUUCCUCUGGAAUUGAUGUUCAACAAAUUAAUAAUCCUUCAGAAAUGGCAGGAGGAACUUAUCUAGAUUUUGCUUAUUCGAUUGUUAUGAAAAGUUUCAAGGCCAUUGUGGACGGAUUGGAAUUAUUUUCCACAAAAACUAGUUUUAUUACCAAGAUUUGGUGUUUGGCAGUCAUUGCUCUAGUGUUAUUGGUUAUGGUUAAGAAAAUUGUGUUCUGUUGUUAA